Endocarpon pusillum Z07020 is the source of this 1566-nucleotide messenger RNA. RefSeq lists its product as uncharacterized. NCBI's taxonomy places the organism in Eukaryota, Fungi, Ascomycota, Eurotiomycetes, Verrucariales, Verrucariaceae. The record is from RefSeq and is a predicted model, not a curated record. Bases 1 to 1566 code for a protein of 521 amino acids. The transcript is spliced from 2 exons.
AUGGGUGCAGACAACCUCUCGGUACGACUGACUGGUCGAAGUGGUCGUGCAGAGACGCUGAACCCCAACCCACUCCAUGGAAACCAUCCCACUGCCGUGCCAGCUCUUGUACCAGUUGGGACGCCUCUGACAGAAUAUUUGAAGGCAGGCCAAAUGAUGCCAAUUCCCUUCCAAGCUGUCAGGCCUUCGAUGAGACCACCAGUGCCAGUCGAUCUCAAUGCACAACUUAGAAGUAGGUCCGACAUUAUUUCAGUCCCUUCACCAGCUUCCAGUCGUUCAUCGAGCCUGCCAACACGAAGAUCACCGCAUAUUAGUCCACGAAAAAGGGCUGAGGCCGAGCCAGAUGCAGUUCCGUCAUCCCCGUCCGGGCUUUUAUCAGCUACGCCGAGUGUGCCACAGACGUUUCACACGCCUUUAAAAAGAUCCCUAAGUGCAUUCCGAGCGUCCGUCGAGCCUUCGAUACAACUUCGUCAUCCAGCUCAGGCACAUGGCUGGUCUUCCACAAGCCCACCCGAUUCUGGAGUCCGCCCUAUCAAGAUCGGUAUUGAGAGCGAGUUCUAUCUAGAAGCCAGAAAUACAGCUAACUCCAGAGAUACCUUGGAAGAAUUCAUAGAUGUCCUCACAGCCAAUCAUAACAGACAGUUGCCAGCACAUUCUCAGAUGCGGAGAACUCUCAGACCUUAUGAAUAUAGUGGUAACUACUAUGGAAAAUGGUGUUUUGUCAAAGAGCCAACCAUCGGCACCGUGCAUGAACCAUGGGGCAUUGAGUUAGUAUCACCUAUAUUUUGGGCGUGUCCUGGUUCCACGUGGCGGAAGGAAGUUGAAGCGACUUGGGAAUAUCUCGAACGGCAGUAUAGCAUCACGAAAAGCACCUCUUGUGCGACGCAUAUUCAUGUUUCGUUCCAGCCACCAGGCAUAUUCACACUGGAAGACAUCCGGCGGAUCGCACUUGCAAUUUUACACUUCGAAACAGCCUUCGAAGUCCUGAUACCGCCAGACCGUAGACGGAACCCUUAUGCCAAAAGCAAUUGGCUUGUCGGCCAACAUUUGGGGCUGAAGAACAAAUCUCGACCAGAAUCUAUGGCUGCUAUAAACGAUGCGACUGACAUGAUACAGUUAAUACAUUUGAUGCAACCCGUCUACGAUAGGGGCUAUGCUUGGAAUUUCAACAACUUAUUUGACAGCAAACGCACAAUCGAAUUCCGCAAACCUCCAGGAAGCACAACAGCGAACCAGGCUCUAGCGUGGGCUGAGUUGGCAUUGUCAUUCGUCCAAGCAGCUGUCAGAUAUGGCACUCUAGAAAAACUGCAGAAAGUGCCAUCCACUGUGAGAGGUUUAUAUUGGUUCAUGGAGCAAGCAAUCGUACCUGGCAUGAACGAGCCUGGUCGGUUGGAACGCUUAUUCGAUGGCACAGCUCCGGACGUGGCGCUAGAGCCUCAAGGGAUACGUUUGGAUUUAUCGUACAGAGAGGAACGGCAGUGGGAUGAGGCGAGUAAAAGGAAGACGGCAGCAGAUGAAAGGCGGGUUAUUAUGCAUGCAAAGACUGUGCAAGAUCCAUAUUGGUAG